AUGGCGUUAGGAUGGAAAAGUUGGAGGGGAAUCUUGUAUAGGCUGCCUACAUCAACAAAGAACGGGUGCAAAGGACGACCAUAUGACGACAAUUUGUAUUUUGAUCCCUCGGUUUUGGAUAAAAAGGAAUAUGAAGAUUUCUCUCACUUCUUCCAAGUUGAUAUUGUGUUCGGCAGUAGGGAAGAAUUAAUCAACUGGGCGAAAGAAACUGCAGUUAGUCAUUGUCACCGUUUGAUUUGUCAGUCUAGAAGGGAGAAUGCACAGUACAUGACGUGUGACAAAUACGGACAUGGCCGACAAACGAAUAUCGAUGUGGAAGAUCCUAGAAACUCAGGAACAAAAAAAUGUGGUUGUCCGUUCAAAUUGAUUGGCAAAAGGUCAAGGUUUGAUGAAUUAUGGCGGUUGACUGUCAGCGAUGGCAGGCAUAGUCAUCGUCCGACUUUGUUUCCUCACGGACAAGGUACGACUAGUCGUAUAACUCCACAACAGAAAGCAAGAAUUAAAGAAUUGCGAAAUUCUCACGUGAAGCCAAUGCUGAUCAUGGAUAGACUGAGAAAAGAUGAUCCGACGAUACAAACCUCUAUGAAGCAUGUUUACAAUGAGUUGGCCAAGAUUAAAUCUGAGGAAAUGGAGGGCAUGACUGUUAUUCAGUUUAUGAUGCAUAACUUUCAAAAAGGCGAGUAUCGAUAUUGGCAUCGCGUCGAUAGUGAAACGAGCAACACGAUUACAGAUAUUAUGUUUGCAUGUCCCGAAUCUAUUAAGUUAUUACGGUUGUUCCC
Messenger RNA from Erythranthe guttata (spotted monkey flower), 779 nucleotides. NCBI's taxonomy places the organism in Eukaryota, Viridiplantae, Streptophyta, Magnoliopsida, Lamiales, Phrymaceae. The record is from RefSeq and is a predicted model, not a curated record.